Necator americanus (New World hookworm) is the source of this 1326-nucleotide messenger RNA. RefSeq lists its product as uncharacterized. The transcript is spliced from 11 exons. Lineage: Eukaryota; Metazoa; Nematoda; Chromadorea; Rhabditida; Ancylostomatidae. Gene Ontology annotation, biological process: biosynthetic process. The record is from RefSeq and is a predicted model, not a curated record. Gene Ontology annotation, cellular component: cytoplasm. Gene Ontology annotation, molecular function: transferase activity. The coding region runs from base 1 to 1326 and encodes 441 amino acids.
AUGGCCUUCAAGGCAGUAGUGCUAGUCGGCGGCCCACAGAAAGGAACUCGGUUUCGGCCUCUUUCUCUUCAACUGCCCAAACCUCUUUUCCCCAUUGCUGGUGUUCCGCUAGUCGAACAUCACAUCGAUCAACUGUCUCAGCUUCCUGGACUGUCAGAGAUUGUUCUCAUUGGUUCGUACUCGUCCGGCCUUUUUACCGAUUUCAUUGGCAGAUGUCAACAGACUUAUCGUAUAUCUAUAAAAUAUGCUCAGGAACAACAACCUAUGGGUACCGCCGGUGGUUUGGUAGCUCAAAGGGAUUUUAUUUUGGGAGAUGCUCCAGAAGCAUUAUUUGUCAUCAAUGGCGAUGUUUGUGGUGAUUUACCUGUUGAUGAAAUGGUUAAACGUAUCGCAUCUUUGCCUGAAGAUAGCUGUUUGUUGCUCACCACUGAAGCGACUCGAGAGCAGAGCGGAAAUUUCGGAAAUGUCGUUAUAGACAACAGUGGUCGCAUUGUGCACUAUGUCGACAAACCAACAACGUUUGUUUCUACACAUAUCUCUUGUGGUGUCUACUUGAUGAAGACGAGUGUUGUCCUGGGAUUGAAAGUAGAUCCAUCCACAAAUUUAUGGUUCGAGACUGACGUUUUCCCGAAGAUGGCGUCUAAUGGCAAACUGUUUGCACUGCAUACCACUCGUUGGUGGAGCCAGACGAAAACAGCAGCAGCUGUUCUUUAUGCUAAUCGACAUUACUUGCGCCUGUUCAAGAAACGGUAUGCAGCUCGUCUGUGUAGAGAUCGUGCGCAGAUAGUUGGCGAUGUUUUUAUCGAUCCCAGCGCUGAGGUGGACAAGUCAGCUAAAAUAGGACCGAAUGUCAGUAUAGGACCAAAUGCAAAGAUAGGAAAAGGAGUCAGAGUCAAGGAGUCUAUCAUUCUUGCGGAUGCUGUUGUUAAUGAACACGCUUGCGUUUUGCAUUCGGUUAUCGGCUGGCGCUCCGUAAUAGGAGCAUGGUCCCGUGUUGAAGGAAUUCCUCUGGCUCCGAACCCGAACCUUCCCUUCGCUAAGCUUGAAAACAAACCUCUUUUCUUGUCGGAUGGUCGCCUCAACCCAUCGCUAACCAUCUUAGUCCACGAGAGCAGUCAUCUUUGCGAUUUGCGAUGUCUCGACGAGUAUAGCAAAUUCUCCUCUCCUCCGCAACUUCAGCCAACAUUUCUCUUCAAGUCCUCUUUCAUCGCCUCUCUGCAACACCUCGAGAGCUCGGACGUCGGAGUUCAUGGUUGUCUCCAGCUUGUGCAGCUCAACGCCAACGUUCUAACUCUAGAGUUUCCGGAGAUAGGCGUUCCUUGGUAG